Rana temporaria (common frog) is the source of this 3960-nucleotide messenger RNA. Its product is annotated as calcium-activated chloride channel regulator 1-like. Gene Ontology annotation, molecular function: intracellularly calcium-gated chloride channel activity. The transcript is spliced from 14 exons. Bases 29 to 2914 code for a protein of 961 amino acids. The record is from RefSeq and is a predicted model, not a curated record. Lineage: Eukaryota; Metazoa; Chordata; Amphibia; Anura; Ranidae. Gene Ontology annotation, biological process: chloride transport.
GAGCAGAACCUGUGAGUAGCUCGUGAAGAUGACAAUCUGCAGGAUUUUAUUUUUGCUUUUACUAUCUCAGACGCUUUCCUUCGGAAGUGGCUCCAUGGUAAAACUUACCAAUGGAGGCUAUGAAGAUAUAGUCUUUGCAAUUAAUCCUAAAGUUCCUGAAGAUGCAAAAAUUAUUGACAAUAUAAAGAGCAUGGUUAAAGAAGCAUCAAGUUAUUUAUUCACAGCAACACAAAACAGACUGUUCAUACGUAGUGUAAAAAUUCUAAUACCAUUUACAUGGCUAAAGGGAAGUUAUGAAAAAGUAACAACAGAAACAUAUUUUAGGGCAGAUAUUAUCAUCGCAUCACCACAUGUGAAUUAUGGAUAUGACCCAUACACAUUACAGUAUGGACAAUGUGGUGAACAAGGCCGAUACAUUCACCUCACUCCUGAGUUCUUAGUAGAAGCCAGCGCGAUCAUUGCAUAUGGACCACAAGGAAGAUUGUUUGUCCAUGAGUGGGCUCAUUUAAGAUGGGGUGUCUAUGAUGAAUACAAUAAUGAUGUUCCCUUUUAUUUAUCAAGUGGUAAUGAAGUAGAAGCUACAAGGUGUUCAACUGAACUUAAAGGUAUUUACAGACCAUACACAUGUACAAAUCCUCCUGAUUGUACAUGUGUACGUCAGAAUAACACCUAUGAUGCUGACAAUUGUGUCUUUGUACCCGAUAUAAGCCAAACUUCCCAAGAAUCUAUAAUGCAUUUACAGGCAUUACCUGAUAUAACUAAAUUUUGUGAUGCUACAAAUCAUAAUGCGGAGGCACCAAAUUUACAGAAUAAGAUGUGCGAGCAUAAAAGUACAUGGGAUGUGAUCAAGAACUCCGAUGAUAUACGUUCUACUCCACAAACAACAGCCCCAAUUCCUGAACCUACCUUCACAUUGCUGCAGGCUUCAAACAGAGUGGUGACUCUAGUACUUGAUGUCUCAGGAAGCAUGGGUGCCUAUGAUCGCAUUAAGAGGCUGUACCAGGCUGCAGACGUAUUUCUCAUUCAGAUCGUAGAAAAAGACUCAUAUGUUGGAAUUGUUUCAUUUUCAAGCUCCGCUACACUACUUUCUUCCUUAGUUCAAGUUUCCGAAGAUAAGCAUCGAGAACAACUUAAAGCACUUCUUCCCCAAAGAGCAAGCGGAGGAACAAAUAUUUGUGCUGGACUAAUGAGGGGAAUUGAGGUAAAUAAAGGAACCAGCGAUAAGUCUUCUUAUGGUACAGAACUCCUUCUGCUAUCAGAUGGAGAAGAUUCAUCUUUCCCUACUGCCUGUUAUUCUAGCUUAAUAAACAGCGGGGCAAUAAUUCAUGUAAUAGCUCUUGGACCAGAUGCUGCAAAGGCCCUUGAAGAAAUUACAGAAAAAACUGGUGGAUUAAACUUUUAUGCCUCAGAUAGUGUUGAUGCCAAUGGUCUAAUUGAUGCAUUCAGUGCCAUGACGUCUGGAAGUGGAUACGAAGUUGAUCAAACUAUUCAGCUGGAGAGCACUGGGGCGUCACUCCCACGAUCAGACUGUCUAAAGGGCACCGUUUUUAUUGACAAAACAGUGGGAAAUGAAACCUUUUUCUUGGUAACCUAUCAGACUACAGUGCCCAGUAUUGACUUGCAGAAUCCAAAGGGAGUAUUAUACAUUGGAAAGGACUUCAAACAUGACACUGCCACUAAAUCUUCCAGGCUUCAGAUUCCAGGAUCUGCUGAGAUAGGACCCUGGCACUAUACUCUUUGCAAUACUCUUACAACGACUCAAGCUAUAGGCAUCACUGUGACUUCCAAAGCAGUAGACAAAGAUGUGCCCCCAGUUACUGUAAAUGCACAUAUGGAUAAAGAUACGAAUAGCUACCCCAACCCAAUGGUUGUCUAUGCUUCUGUCACUCAAGGGUUUGUGCCUAUAAUAAAUACUAAGGUCACAGCAAUCAUUGAACCAACAACUGGAGCUUCAAUUACUUUAGAACUUCUAGAUAAUGGAGCCGGUCCUGACAUUAUUAAGAAUGAUGGUAUCUACUCUAGAUAUUUAACAACUUUCACAGUUAAUGGAAGAUAUGGUUUAAAAGUCCGCGUUGAAAGUACAGACAAUAAAGCCAGAUUGACACUGCCUCAAAAUCGUGCUCUGUAUGUCCCUGGCUAUGUAGAUAAUGGUAUUGUUACUAUGAAUCCUCCAAGGCCUGAAAUCAGCGAAGAAGAACUCAAAGUGGGAUUAUUCUCUAGAACUGCAUCAGGUAGUUCAUUUGUGGUAUCCAAUGUGCCUACAGGUCCCAAACCAGACAUCUACAAACCUGCGAAAAUAACUGAUUUGGUAGCAAAGAUAGAAGAACAAACAAUUGUGUUAUCCUGGACAGCAACGGGUGAUGAUCUGGACCAGGGUAAUGCUACUGCAUAUGAUUUAAGAAUAGGUGUCAACCCCAGGGAUCUCAGAGAUAACUUUGACAGCGCAGUCCAAGUGAAAAUCUCUAGUGUUACACCUUCUCCAGCUGGAUCUACUGAAACCUUCACAUUUGUACCAGAGAAUGUAACUAUCAAAAAUGGCACUAUCCUUUACUUUGCCAUAAUUGCUUUUGAUAAAGUUGGUCAUAAAUCUGAUGUGUCCAAUACAGCCCAAGCAGCUCUCUUCAUUCCUCCAACACCUGAACCUACAACGCCUGAACCUCCUACAACGCCUGAACCUACAACGCCUGAACCUCCUACAACGCCUGAACCUACAACGCCUGAACCUCCCACAAAACCUGAACCUCCUACAACGCCUGAACCUCCUACAAAUGACAAAUCAGAUAACUAUAAUUUAGUAACAAUGGUAACACUGAUAGUAUGUUCAGCAGUUAUUCUCAUCUGCAUUAUUAUAAGUAUAACCCUCUGUUGUGUGAGCUGCCACAGGAAGAAAAGACAGCCAGAAAUGAGAAUCUGAAACAAAUUGAGCUGCUAUAAUUGAGCUGAUUGUACAAAUAUGAACCUAGUGAUCUUAUGCCACUUGCUUUAUUCUAUGCAUGAACAGGAAAUGGUUUAGGCCCCUUUCACAUGUGAUGUUCGAUCAGGUCCUCCUGUCGUUUUUUCAGGCGGAUCUGAUCGGACCCUCCAGUUUCUUCUAUGGAGCGGCGGAUGUCAGCGGGCACAUGUCCACUGACAAUCACCGCCAUCCAAUCCUGUCUGCCAAAAACAGAUGAAUGGUGGUCCUAUUCCCCAUCUGUCAGACAGAUCAGAUCGGAUGGCAUCGGAUGGAAACAGACAGGCGGUCUGUUUUUAUCCGACUGCCCCAUUAAAGAGAGAUCCCGUGUGAAAGAGGCCUUAGGUAAAGUUGAUCAAAGUGGAAAAAAACUCUCUGCUCUCCAUCACAGGCAGUCACAUGCAGUCUUCUUUAUUUCCUUUCCUAAACUGGCGUAAAAAAAAUAAGAUUUAGAAUAGAGUCCAUUAAAAAACUUUCUCUUUAGAGUUGCAUCCUGAAAGUUCUUCACUCUGUCUCUUAGUGAUGGAUACAUUCAUUCAGUAGCAAGUACUACUAGCAGUUAGGAAAAACUAGACUUUGAGGGCCAACCCGUCAGUAUUUGUACUGGCAGUCUGUAAAAAAUGGGCACUUCUUCUGCCUGUAAAUGCCAGUGACAGGAAAAGGUUGUCAGCUAAAAAUAUGGUUGACACUCGGCUUAGAAUGUGCAGUUUCCCGGUCCAGAGCUGGCUGGGGAAAUCCGAAGGGGCCUGCUACAGUUGAUCCAGGCGGUGCAGAGUCUGGCAGAGGCAGUUCCUGAGCAUGUCGUGUGAUGUCAAAGGAGCUGAGCGGAGCGGCCGGAGCCUCAUGUGCAGGUGAAGAGCAAGGUAAGCUGGAAGCAAAACUGUGAGUGCUGUUCGGACUGGAGUGGAUUAAAGGGACCACCUGGCAUAUAGAGAGACUGUCAAUGUGACUCAGGAGGGGAUGUGUCGUGUUGGUGAGGAAUCAAUUUUAUGUAUGUGUGUGUGUGUGUG